UAUUCAGCACCACAAAGAACCUCAUUCGGUAGUACCGCGUUUGCUAGAAAAUGAAUUACUUUGUGGUUCUUGUGGUGAUUUUAGUACCCUUUGGUACUUGCAUUGAUCUUCCUUCCGGUUUUAAAAAAUGCAAUAUGAAAAAAAUCGAUUUCAACCAGUGCUUAGGGAGUGCUAUCCAUGAAGCUGUCAGAAAAUUAGACUCAGCUAUUACGUCACACGAUUUGCAGAGUUUGUACCAUGUUCAGUUCAGACCCCAAGACGUGAUGGAAUUCGGGAAUCGGAGUUUGUCGGGGCUGAAACAAAAAUUCAGUAAUCUUUCGUUUUUGGGGCUUUCUAGACCUGAGAAAACUGUAGCUAGACUGGACUACGAAAAUAAUACGUAUACUUUGACCGUGAGUUUAACUUAUCGGGAUAUAUUGUUCCAAGCUAACUACGAGUGUGCAGGUACUAUCGUCAUGUUGCCUCUCAAUGCUAUGACACCCGUAGAAGUACUAAUGGUAAACCCGACCUUAACGUACAUUUUUAAACUGGAACCGUACUACAAAGGUACUACCUAUCUUAGAGUACUCGAUGCUACGGCGGACGGACGAACGCAGGGUUUGAGAUGGAACUUCAAACAGUUGUUUGAAAAUAAACACCUCAAUGAAGAGUUUAACGCCGCAAUGACCGAAAAAGGGGCCGAAAUUUUUACUCUUUACAAGUUCUUGGAAAGUUCAUUUACACCAUACUUUGCCUUUUUGUUAGACAGCUUUUUGAGCAAAGUAUCGGUCGCUGAACUUUUUGAUGGGUUUUAGGUACUACUUUGACUGUAUACUAAUCUCGUUAUAUUUGUGUAAAAAUGUGAAUAAAUAAUACCACGUUUA
This is a messenger RNA of Zophobas morio, 863 nucleotides long. RefSeq lists its product as uncharacterized. The record is from RefSeq and is a predicted model, not a curated record. Lineage: Eukaryota; Metazoa; Arthropoda; Insecta; Coleoptera; Tenebrionidae. The transcript has 4 exons. The coding region runs from base 51 to 794 and encodes 247 amino acids.